This is a messenger RNA of Ectocarpus sp. CCAP 1310/34, 1446 nucleotides long. NCBI's taxonomy places the organism in Eukaryota, Phaeophyceae, Ectocarpales, Ectocarpaceae. The record is from the annotation of a GenBank genome assembly.
CCCCCCCUCGCGCCCACGGAGCGCGCCUUGCCUGUACUUACCCCCACGGGCGUCCUCCAGAUGAAGCCGAACAACGACGGGGAGCCCCGCAAGAGGAGUAGGUUGACCAGGCAGGCGUGCGAUUCGUGCGCGAAAAAGAAGCGACAGUGUACAGGGGGUACACCGUGCCAGCGUUGUAAACGGACGGGAAUUGAGUGCAUCUACUCUGUCAAAGCCAUCUCGCGGAAACGACCUGGACACGGCGGUGAGGGUGGCAAGAAGGUUUCGUCGAGAACAAAUUCGGCGCCGCCGGCGUCGCCAUCGCCAGCAUCGUCGACCACGACUUUUGCUUCGGCAACGGCGUUGCCUGCGCCGGCGACCCAAGUCUCGUGUGGAACGGGACUGGGUGGGUUGGACGAGAGUCGCUACCUGUCCAUCUUCUUGGUGGAGUGUUGCCCAAUGUACCCUUGCGCAGACGACGCGUCAAUUCGCGACGGCCUCAUGCACGAGUUCGUGGGUCUCGCCAACCGCGACUCGCAGGAGGCUCUCCAGGGAGCGGAGGCGAUGAGAGGGCAGGCGCUGUCCUGCUCCCUCUUCUCGUGCGUCGCUCUGGGCGGCCUGAUCAGCGGGUGCCCCCCCGCCGCUGUCGCGCCGCACAUGACCACCGCGCGAGCCUGCGUCGCCAAGUUCGGCGGCCUCUCGGACCGCUACGCGGUGUCGGCGCUCAUCCUGUACGCCAUGGCGAGCGAGUACGUCGGAGGGCAGGGCCCUGGGACGGAGUACGCCAAGGGGAUGGAGGCCGCCAGGGCGAUCUUUGAGGGCCUCCCCGCCAAGGACAAGGACCCGGUGCUGUCGGCGGUGCUGGCGCACUUCAUGGUCCUCGAGGGCUUGCCGCUGUUGCGGCUCGUAGAGACGAACGCUCCGACGACUAACCCCGCCAAUAGGUGCAACAGCGGCGGCGGCGUAGGGGGGAUGGGGGGCGCCCCGGUCGGCUGGAGCACGGGCGGCAGCAACCGAGCUCCUUCGGGCAGUGGAGGUGUUCAUCAUGGCGGCGGCGGCGGCGGCGGCGGCGUUGGCAGGGAGCGAAACUCCGGAACGUCGUACGUUUGCUGCAACACCGCUCACGAGGAGGCGACCUUCCAGAGGGCGCUGGCGAUAAGGGCGGACGUGAGCAUGGUCUCGUCCCAGAACCCUCCCCCCGUGUACGUCGUGGCAGACGCGCAACUGCUGACGAUUCGCUUCUCUCGAGACCGGGGGGAUGUCGCGACGAGGCUAUGGCACUUGCACGACUUCGCCACCUCCGAGCUGAGACGCUUUAGGCAGGAGGGGAAGGGAGCGGUUGCCCUGCUGGCGCUGAUCGGCCCUCUGAUGGGAGUCCAGAUACGACUCGGUCGCCUGGACGGCAUCCUCGCCACGGCGGAGCUUGCCUCCUCUUUGAUCCGGAAGUGUCCCGGGUUGGUUAGGUGA